Molecule: messenger RNA, 2104 nt
Organism: Frankliniella occidentalis (western flower thrips)
Lineage: Eukaryota; Metazoa; Arthropoda; Insecta; Thysanoptera; Thripidae
Product: putative nuclease HARBI1
Exons: 2
Coding region: 138-731 (197 amino acids)
Source: RefSeq, a predicted model, not a curated record
CUGAUUCUAUACAACAUUUCUGUGUGAAUCUGUCUAGUAUGGUGUAAUUUAUUUCAUUGGCCACUGCACUGAGUGCAAUAUGUUUCUUACCACAAGGACCUAUAUUGAGUCUAUGGGGAUUAAAAAAAAAGCCCUGCAUGAAACCUUAUGGUAACUUACUGACCCACUGUAAUUUUGGCUGUACCAGGAAGUGUUUUCUUUUACUCAAAUGCCAGUAUAACUUUGUGGGACACUCAAACAAAUUUUCAGAUAUGCGAUGCUGUGCUGAUCUGAACAUUAUGAAUGUGGAUGCACGGUGGCCAGGAUCAGUGACUGAUAAUUUAAUCUGGGAAGCCUCAACGGCCAGAAAUAUUGUGGAACAAGCAUAUUGGGAGGAUAGGUGCUGGUUGCUAGGCGAUAAUGGGUACUACACAGCUCUCUGGCUCCACGUACCUAUUCUCCAUGCAGAACCAGGAACGCCUCAGUUCAGAUACACACAAUUGCACUGCCGCAGCAGAAAUGUUGUGGAAAGGUGCAUAGGAAUUUUAAAAGCGCGAUGGAGAUUGUUAUCCUGUGAUCGCUGCAUAAACUACCGAAAUGCCACAUAUGCUGGUAUGAUGGUUAAUGCCUGCUGUGUCCUUCACAACUAUUGCAAUCAAAGAAGGGUUCCUAUGCCUGAUCCGCUGAUUGAAGAUGAUGUGUAUGUGCCCCCCGAACUAGAAGAUCUUCCAAUAGAUGUGGAUGUUUAUUAGAGAGGUCAGGAAGAGUUGCAGUACCUUAUCAACCAUGCUAAUCAAGUGCAUCCGGCCAAUGGCGAUCUUGCUUAGUUUCAGUGAUGCUUUCAAUUUUGUCAGUUGACUUGCUUCAUUUCUAAUGUUACCACCUCCAACUUUUCACUUUGAUUUACUCCUAUUUCUUCUACCGGAAUACUUUUUUUCAUAUUUCAUUGUGCCGUUACUAUUUUCUUAACUAUUUUUGUGUACUGUUCAGUAAUUUCAAAGUAUUAAUGCAUUUGAAGAGUAGUCUGCACUGACCAAACACCCUUAGAAUACUGAAACCAAUCAUUGUUCACAAUUAUUUUUGUAGAUGUUUAUGUAUUCAAUCUCUCCUAACUCUGUUGAAACUCUCUCAAACUGACACGUUUGUAUGAUUUACUAUCUAAUAGGACAAGGUUGUAAUGGAAGUAAAUAAUGUGUAUUAUGUAGUGAGUUGUUAAAAUUUAAUUCAUCUUGAAUUCUCAACAGCUCAAAAUUUCAGUCACUAGUGAUUCAAGUAAGAGUAGGAUGGCUGUUACAUGCAGGAUAAUAUAUUCAUGUAAGAUCUGAAACUUCAAAGUCUUUAAAUAGUAGCUUGCACAGUUAUGCCAGUGCUUUCAGUAGAGGAUUGUCCCUGAUAUGGGGGGCUUAUAUUCCAUUGAUUUUCACAACUUUUCUUUUAUAGCUUUAAGCUCUAAUAUAAGAGGCACUAUAUGGCAUGCUCAGUAAAUAAAUCAAUUGAUUACAGUAAACUAUAUAGAGAGAAAAACAAAUGUUAUGAAAGUAUUAUAUAUCACAAUAUAUUGGUAAAAUAAUGCAAGGACAGCAAUAGGUUUUUUUCAUGGAGCUUUGGUUAUCCAUUCUAACGACGUCUUCUCAACUGGUCCUUAUUAAGUUCUAUCACAUAUGCGGGUAGCUUGUAAGUUAGGUUCUGUUACUUCAUUUGAGAUUAUGUAACAGAACUGAAAUCGGAUUGUAAAUAGUGUAGAUUACUUUGAGUUCUGAACCGACAGGAAUGUAAUGGGAUUAAAUAUAAAUCACAAGAAUUUAAUGGUCUCCUUUUAUUUCACUGAGACGAAGUAAACAGAAAAUUGUGACACACAAAGUUCAGUAACUUACAUCAAAUAACAAAACAAAGUCACACUUGCUUAACAGGUAUUGUUCAAUGAUGCUCACAUUGAAAGAUGAACUCAAGAACUACAUGCAAGUAAAAUGCAUACAAUACUGUUCAAAGAAACUAAAACAAUGAUUGAGUUGGAGAUCAGUCUUCAACACUUAAUUAUGUUGAAACAUUUAAGACAACACGAGUAAAACUAAAAUCCAAGAUGACAAAAUAACUAGGUAGAUGUACGCCAGACCACGUCUCGCGU